Messenger RNA from Pocillopora verrucosa, 1852 nucleotides. Lineage: Eukaryota; Metazoa; Cnidaria; Anthozoa; Scleractinia; Pocilloporidae. The record is from RefSeq and is a predicted model, not a curated record.
UGUGCAGUUGAAAAGUGGCAUUAGGUGUGGAAUAACAACUGUUAACCUAGCACUUAAAUUUAAUUCCAAAACAAAAGAGCAAGAUGUUAUUGCAGUACUUCGUAAUGCUGCCAAAGAUGGAAAGCUUGGAGGCUUCAAUGUGAGUGCAACAAAAAGGACAAGAUCGCAAGCUGAUUUCGACACUGGAACUACAGAAGCAGGCACAGUAACGCUAACUGCUGACAGUGCCCUAGGGAUUACUGUUGGUGUGGUGGUUGGAUCAACUGCAGCACUGGCGGUUGCUGCAGGAAUAUUCGUCUUUUUCGUAAGGAAGUUAAGAAAGCGUAACAGCAAGAACUCAAAUGGGAAAAGAGAAAGGAAAAACAGAAAAACAACUGAAGAAAUAGGACAAGUCGUUACUGGACUUGAAAUGGCGGAAGCUUCUCAAAGCCAGAAGUGCUUGACAUUGGAUGAGCGGAGUCGGUCACCUUCCAUGACAGAUUCAGGGUUGGCGAACUGUUCACAACCAGGCCAGUCUGUCACUGAAAACACCUCUCUAUAUCCAUCACCACGUUUUUCGAAGAUUCCUUCAGAGCUCAUGACUAUAGAAAAAGUCGUUGGUCAAACUCAAAAGACUGGACUUGAAAUAGCGGAAGCUUCUCAAAGCCAGCAGUAUAUGGCAUUGGAUGAGCGGAAUCGGUCACCUUCCAUGACAGAUGCAGGGCGGGCGACCUGUCCACAACCGGGCCAGUCUGUCACUGAAUACGCCUCCCUAUAUUCAUCUCCACGCUGUUGGGAGAUUCCCGCAGAGCUUGUGACGAUAGAAAAGGUCGUUGGUGAAGGGGCUUUUAGUCAGGUUGCCAGGGCAACAGUCAUAGGCCUCCAGGGGAGACCAAAGAAGACGCUUGUGGUUGUUAAGAUGUUGAAAGAUGACGCUUCUGAGUCGGACAGGAAGGACUUGAUGUCCGAACUUCGAUUGAUGAAGAAACUCGAUGCUCAUCCUCAUGUCACUGAACUUCUGGGAUGUGUCACGAAAUCUGAGCCAUUGAUGGUGUUGAUUGAAUACAUUCCCUAUGGAGAUUUAUUGGGAUACCUCAGAAAGAGCCGUGGAUUGAAUGAUACUUACUUCGAAGACCCGGAUAUCAAACCACAAACAAAUCUGACGUCAGAGCAGCUUAUGAAGUUUGCGUGGCAAGUUGCCGAUGGAAUGUCGUAUUUGUCAUCGAUACCAAUUAUCCAUCGAGACCUUGCAGCUCGUAAUGUGUUCGUUGGAGCGGGGGAAACGUGUAAAGUGACAGACUUUGGUAUGGCCAGAGAUGUCCUAGAUGAUAACAUUUAUCAAAUGAGGUCAAAGGGACGUAUCCCUCUGAAGUGGACAGCUUUUGAGGCACUGCUUUACGGGAAAUAUUCUACCAAAAGUGACGUGUGGAGCUACGGAGUUCUCCUCUAUGAGAUUUUCACGAUUGGUGGCUCGCCGUAUCCAAAGAUGGAUGAAAGACAAAUUUUAACAUCGCUAGAAGCGGGAUAUAGAAUGCCUAGACCACAACACGUGGAUAAUAAGUUGUAUGACUUAAUGACAAACUGUUGGAAACACGACCCUAACUUGAGACCAUCUUUUGAGGAUAUGAGGAACACACUGAAAGAAAUGGAAGACCACCAUAAGGGCCUGAUAAAUUUAGAAAAUUACGGUGAUCGACUCUAUGUUAAUGCUGACGAUCUUGCCGAGUAAGCGAUUGCAUCCUCAUGGAGCACAGGAGGGAUUGAUAAAUCUGAGAUUAUAUGCUUUUUUGGAUGAGGUUUUAGUCUUUCAUGUGUUAAUUAAGUAAGUACAGAAACAAAAACUAACAGCGACGCGAGGCAAAGUAUAGCUUUC